CCGGGACUCUAGCUGCACAGCCACAGCGGACCGGGGACCAGGGGGCUGCGCAGCCCGGCCCCCGACCCCACCUGCGGACUCCGAGGGCAAAGGGGAAGCCGCAGCCGGGCCCCGCCCCGGACGGCGUGGCCCGCUAUGCUGAGCCCACCGCUCUAGGGGCUCAGAGCCGAAUGCUGCGUCGCCUCAAGUCCGGCUCCUCGAGUGUUGGCGGAGCCCCGACUCGCGGACCGCGCCAGCGCCACAGGUCAGGCUUCUCCGCUGCAACUCCAACCCGGACUCGCGGACCCUGCCUCCGCCACCACCCGAGCCAUGAAGAUGCACUUCUGUAUUCCAGUGUCCCAGCAGCAGCCGGACGCGCUGGGGGGACGCUACACGCUGUACUCCGUGUACCUGGACGGGUUCCUAUUCUGCAGGGUGCGCUACAGCCAGCUGCAUCGUUGGAACGAACAGCUGAGACGGGUCUUUGGAAAUUGCCUGCCUCCUUUUCCACCAAAGUACUAUCUUGCGAUGACCACAUCUAUGGCGGAUGAGAGGAGGGACCAGUUGGAACAAUAUUUGCAAAAUGUAACCGUGGACCCAAACAUGUUGAGAAGUGAUGUCUUCGUUGAUUUUUUAAAACGGGUACAGCUGGACACGUUUAGCAUCACUACCAAGAAAGCCUCUCUGGACAUAUUUCUGCCUGACGGAAGGAGCAUUCAAGCUGAAAUUCUAACAUCAGACACUGUCGAAAGAGUCCUAGAGGUGGUGUCACACAAAAUUGGACUAUGUCGGGAGCUCUUGGGCUACUUCGGCCUAUUUCUCAUUCGGUUUUACAAGGAGGGCAAGCUGUCUGUCAUGAAAAAAUUGGCAGACUUUGAACUCCCUUAUGUGAGUCUUCGAAGUUCUGAAGUGGAAAACUGCAAGGUUGGACUCAGGAAGUGGUACAUGGACCCAUCCCUCGAUUCCAUGCUAAUGGACUGCAGAGCAGCGGUAAAGUUGAUCUAUAUGCAGGCAAUACAGGACAUUGAAAAAGAAUGGGCCAAACCGACCCAGUUGCAGCGGCAGAAAUUAGAGGCUCUCCAGAAAGAAGACAACCAAACAAAGUUUUUGGAGCUGUCCCAGGAGGUACAGCAUUAUGGAUACAUGCAGCUGGAUCCUUGUACCUGCGACUACCCGGAACCGGGCUGUGGGGCCGUUCUUUCUGUGGGCAAUAACGAGAUCAGCUGCUGCAUAACCCUGCCUAAUAACCAGACCCAGGACAUCAUUUUCCAGAUGAACAGAGUGAAGUGCUGGCAGGUCACUUUCCUUGGGACUCUGUUGGAUAUGGAUGGGCCCCAGCGAACUCUGAACCAGAACUUAGAGCUCAGAUUUCAGUAUAGCGAGAAUAGUCGCUGGCAGUGGUUUGUUAUUUACACCAAACAGGCUUUUUUGCUGAGUAGCUGCUUGAAAAAGAUGAUCUCAGAAAAGAUGGUAAAGCAAGCAGCAGAGAAUCCAGAAAUGCAGAUUGAAGUUCCGGAACAAGGCAAAAGUAAAAAAUACCACAUUCAACAAAGUCAACAAAGUCAGUCGCAGAAAAAUUAUUCUAGUUUUCGACCAAGAAAAAGCAAGAUUAAGAUAGCUGAAGUUGACUGUGUUUUGGGGACCAUAAAGGAAGAAGGUCUUUGAAGAGAAAGUCUCACAUUUUAAAAUGUCCUCUAUGGCUGUCUUGACAGUGAAAGAGACUGUAAAGGAGUAAAGUGUGCUUCCUACCAUCAAUGAAAGAAAUUUGACACCUUCACAAUUUUUGUGUGACAUUAAGAUGGACCAUAUUCAUCAAGACUCCUGCAGAACUUUGCUAAUCUCAAGAAGAAAAAGAUAUAUGAGCCAAAGUUGUACAGCUUGUUUUUGAUGACUCAUAAAUGACAAGUGGAAAAUCUGAAUCAAUUAAUAUGAAGCUUGUUCUUCCCCACGCCCACUCCAAUAGAUGUUUACCUGGCUUCAUGAAAUCUUUUAUAUGUUCUGAUAGCACAUGAAUGAAAGGCUCAGUAUAAAACACUGUAAGGGCAUUUGGAGUUGAGUUCUGAAGACAUGACUCAUCAGCUGAGGAAAAUGUGACUCUAAGAAAUGGAAUAAUUGAAAAUGAAAUCUGGGCUUCACUGAUCCAUCCACAGCACCAGAACAAGAAGGGAAUGAAGUACUGAUUAGUUUCCUUGCAUAAUUCUGGGCCUACCAAUAUGCAUAUACUCAAGGUAAUAGGCUGCCCAGGUCUCUGCUUCUCCACUGUUGUAAUUGUAUUCUGUCCUCAGGAUACUGAAUUCAGUUCAAUAAUCAUCAUGCUAUGUGUAUUUUGAAUAUUUUUGUUUUGAAAAGCUACGGGGCCCUGCACUUGAUAUCAGAUACCUUACACAUCUCUUAGCUUUAAAAAUAUGUAUGUUUUUUCGCUAGAUUUUCCUUAUCCAAAUUCAGUUUAUCAUGAUAAUUAACUAUAUGUAGAAUUAAGACUGGAGUAAGGGAGAAGGGCAGAAGAAUGUAUGUAAUGUAA
Molecule: messenger RNA, 2500 nt
Organism: Rhinolophus ferrumequinum (greater horseshoe bat)
Lineage: Eukaryota; Metazoa; Chordata; Mammalia; Chiroptera; Rhinolophidae
Gene: SNX31
Product: sorting nexin 31
Exons: 14
Coding region: 310-1644 (444 amino acids)
Biological process (GO): intracellular protein transport
Cellular component (GO): early endosome
Molecular function (GO): phosphatidylinositol binding
Source: RefSeq, a predicted model, not a curated record